AGAGAAAUACCCCUGUCCUUGGGACGUCGCAAAGUCGGCAGUCCUGUAUACAAGAGUAGCCCGGAUCUAACUAAAGCCUCCACGACAAAGUCAGAGCAGCUUCUGAGGAUCGAUGACCAUGACUUCACUAUGCGACCAGGUUUCGGGGGUCCUGCGGUUCCUGUUGGGGUCGACGUCCAGGUUGAAAGCUUGGAUACAAUUUCAGAAGUUGACAUGGAUUUUACUAUGACCCUCUAUCUGAGGCACUACUGGAAAGAUGAACGCCUGUCGUUCCAAAGCAACAACAACCACAGCAUGACAUUUGACGGCCGCCUGGUGAAGAAAAUCUGGGUUCCUGAUAUGUUCUUCGUCCAUUCCAAGAAGUCCUUCACCCAUGACACCACCACAGAUAACGUCAUGCUGCGGGUUUAUCCAGACGGCAAAGUUCUCUACAGCCUCAGGGUCACGGUCACAGCCAUGUGUAGCAUGGACCUGAGUCGCUUUCCUCUGGAUACACAGACGUGCUCCUUGGAGAUAGAGAGCUAUGCUUAUACAGACGAUGACCUGAUGCUGUACUGGAAGGAAGGAAACGAGUCCUUAAACACAGACGAGAGGAUUUCUCUCUCCCAGUUCCUCAUCCAGGAGUUCCACACCACCACCAAACUGGCCUACUACAGCAGCACAGGCUGGUACAACCGGCUGUACAUCAACUUUACCCUGCGACGUCACAUCUUCUUCUUCCUGCUGCAGACCUACUUCCCCGCUACGCUGAUGGUCAUGCUGUCCUGGGUGUCCUUCUGGAUCGACCGCAGGGCCGUCCCCGCCAGGGUUCCACUAGGUAUAACCACAGUGCUCACCAUGUCUACCAUCAUCACCGGGGUCAACGCCUCCAUGCCGAGGGUCUCCUACAUAAAAGCUGUGGACAUCUACCUCUGGGUCAGUUUCGUCUUCGUCUUCCUGUCAGUGAUAGAGUAUGCCGCAGUCAACUACCUCUCGACACUGCAAGAACGUAAGGAGAGGAAACUUCGGCAAAGGCUGCCCUGUACCUGUGGUUUGUCUCAUCCUGGCAUGAUGUCUGCGAGCUUCAGCGAGGUGGAUGUCAACACCACGGGGAACUAUGGGAUGCCCGAGUUGAACGGGGUGAAACACGAGCGGAUGCUGGUGCAGCUGGCCAUGGAGAGCGACCAGGUCACCGGCCACGUUGGCUCCAGCCCCUACAACAGCAUGUGGAUCGACACGCACGCCAUAGACAAGUACUCGCGGGUCAUCUUUCCCGGAGCCUACGUACUCUUCAACAUCAUAUACUGGUCAAUUUACUCCUAA
Messenger RNA from Lampris incognitus (smalleye Pacific opah), 1302 nucleotides. RefSeq names its product gamma-aminobutyric acid receptor subunit rho-1-like. The transcript is spliced from 9 exons. Bases 130 to 1302 code for a protein of 390 amino acids. The record is from RefSeq and is a predicted model, not a curated record. Lineage: Eukaryota; Metazoa; Chordata; Actinopteri; Lampriformes; Lampridae. Gene Ontology annotation, cellular component: neuron projection; synapse; membrane. Gene Ontology annotation, biological process: chemical synaptic transmission; monoatomic ion transmembrane transport; signal transduction. Gene Ontology annotation, molecular function: neurotransmitter receptor activity; extracellular ligand-gated monoatomic ion channel activity; GABA-A receptor activity.